AAAGUAAAGAGCAUAAUGAUAUCGACAAAAUUUGAAAAAAUGAUGCAUUUUUAGUAAACUAAAAGUUUAAAAAUGGCAGCAGCCUUUCAGCAACAAAUAUUUGCACUCGAUGCACGAUUCAAUGCGUACAGAGCGCCAGGGAAUCCAAAUUUUAAAACAUUGUAUAUUCGACGACGCAGUCAACUUUUAAGGGAAAAUGCGAAAUUUAAGGACAUUGAAACUAUAAAGAAAUACAUUAAUAUAAGAAGUCAGUUGCUGCAGAGGAGAUAUGGAGUUCAGGAUAACAUCUCAAUCAGCUCUUCAUCUUCUCGAGCCAGGUCUAGCAGUAAGGCAAGCUUAGCAGUUGAUGAGGUAUCUGGCAGUACGAAGAAGAAAAAUGAUCUAACAAUAUCAGAAAACUAUGCUUUUACUGGAGUUCAUCAUAUUUUUGAUCAGCACAGUGAUGAGGUGAGUGUGGUGAAGUUUGCGAACAAUGACCGCUCGAAGCUGUGCUGUGCGUCGCGCGACGGCACUGUCUCCAUCUGUGACGUGACCGCAACCCCGCCGCGAGUCUCUGUUGUACUGGAGGGACACACCGAUGCUGUCACUGACUGCGACUGGUCGGCGUCCAAUGAGCUGGUGGUGACGUGUGGGCUGGACGGUGCGCUGUGCGUGUGGGACGUAGCACGUCGCCGGCGGCUGCGCGAGGCGCGCGACCAGCUCGCCGCACCGCUCCUUUGUUGCGCUUUCCAGCCCGCCAAUAACAACAUGGUUAUUGCGGGAAAUGCAAGAGGAAUGGUAGAAGUGCUCAACGUGUCGACAGGAAUAUAUCCUAGAGGUGGCAGCAGCAUCCUGGGCGGCAAGGUGCAGGCCAUCGCCUGCGAGUCCAGCGGCAGAAUGUUUUGGGCGGCCAAUGACAAGGGUGUAAUAGUGAGUUACCGCACAUCGGGUACGGGGGCGCUGAGCAAGUUGCGGCGGUGCUGUGUUGGAGGCGCAGUCACCAGCCUCAGCUGGAGCCCCUGGCUGGCGCGUCACCCCGCGCUGCUCGUCAGCGCCGCCGACAACUCGCUGUAUCUCUUCAGGAUAACGGACCGAGAAGGCAGCUUGAGCCUGAAGAAGCGUUUCGAGACUGUGCACCGAAGUCACAGUGUGCGCUCAACCUUUUGCCCCAUCAUGUCGUUCCGGCGCGGCGUGUGCGUCGUCAGCGGCGGCGAGGACGCCUGCGUCUACUUCCUCGACAUCGAGGGCCAUGCAGGACAGCCCGUCGUCAACAAGCUGCAAGGACACGCGUCCGCAGUACUCGGCGUCAGCUUCAGCUACGACGAGAGUCUGCUGGCCAGCAGCGAUGUCUCCGGUCUGGUCAUCAUCUGGCGUCGUGGCUGACUACUCAAAUAUCGUAUAAUAAGUGAAUCGGUGAAUAAAUCUCUCUAUUCAAUAAUAA
Messenger RNA from Papilio machaon (common yellow swallowtail), 1420 nucleotides. RefSeq names its product WD repeat-containing protein 13. Gene Ontology annotation, molecular function: protein binding; promoter-specific chromatin binding. Gene Ontology annotation, cellular component: nucleus. Lineage: Eukaryota; Metazoa; Arthropoda; Insecta; Lepidoptera; Papilionidae. The record is from RefSeq and is a predicted model, not a curated record. The transcript is spliced from 11 exons. Bases 73 to 1362 code for a protein of 429 amino acids.